CCUGACUCGAUUUGUUCAAUUUCCAAGUUUAACAACCUUGACUUGAUUUUUAACAACCUCCCCGGGAUUCUUUCCUCCCCUACCCCUAUUCACAUUCGCGAAUUGCAUUCAUAUUUUAGAUAUAUCGACAUAUCCAAUCUAGCAAGAUGAGUGUGCUUGCGACUAAGCAACAGUCGCAGAAGAUCUUUGAGAAAUUGAAGACCAAGCCUGCGAAUAGGAUAUGCUUUGACUGCGGGCAGAAGAAUCCUACGUGGACCUCCGUGCCAUUUGGCAUCUACCUAUGUCUCGACUGCUCCUCUAACCACCGAAACCUCGGUGUCCACAUCUCCUUUGUUCGCUCCACCAACCUUGAUCAGUGGCAAUGGGAUCAGCUACGCGUUAUGAAAGUUGGCGGCAAUGAAUCCGCCACUAAGUACUUUCGCGCAAAUGGCGGUAGCGCUGCCCUUGCUAGCAAGGACCCGAAGACCAAGUACCAAUCCAAUGUAGCGACCAAGUACAAGGAUGAGCUUAAGAAGCGCGCCGCCCGAGACGCUCUUGAGUACCCCGAAGAGGUUGUUGUCACUGACGUACCUGGCGAUGGCGCUGAGGGGUCUGCAACCCCGGCGAGCGAACCGAGUGAUGACUUCUUUUCUUCUUGGGAUAAGCCAUCCAUCAAGAGACCCACACCGCCUAUUUCGCGAACUAACACACCGCCCGUUGUCGGUCGAACUGCGUCUCCAUUCCUCAACGCUAAUGCCAAUGGCAAGGAGAUCUCGAGAUCUUCGUCUCCUCUAGCCAAGUCGGACUCUGCCAAUGAUGCCAAACCUGCCGCCAGUCGUACUACUACUUCCGCUGCACUUCGGAAGACAAACACGGGGCCUCGCAAAGCCAAUGUCUUGGGCGCAAAGAAAACUACUACCAAGCUCGGAGCAAAGAAGGUCACUGGAGAUAUUAUCGACUUUGACGAGGCGGAGAAAAAGGCUAAGGAAGAGGCCGAACGAAUUGCGAAACUAGGUUACGAUCCUGAGGCUGAAGAGGCCGAAGCUAAGCAGACAACCACAACCAAAACUGAAGCCUCUAACGUAGUUUCACCGACGCCAGUGAGCCCGCGUGGCUAUGGAUCUGGUCAUUCACGUGAAAAGUCCGCCGCUGAGGUCGAGCGAUUAGGUAUGGGUUUCGGAAGGCUAGGAUUUGGACAAGUUGGAGGUGGCAAGGCCGCCGCCAGCUCCGCGCCCAAGAAGAAUGCUGGCGGAUUUGGUUCAGUCGGUCCUGUUAAAUCGACUUCUGAAGAAAACGAAGAGCGCUAUGCGCGAAACAAGUUCGGAACCCAAAAGGGAAUUUCUUCGGACGAAUUCUUCGGAAAGGGUGCGUUCGACCCCAAUUCCCAGGCCGAGGCCAAGACCCGCCUGCAAGGAUUCGAGGGUGCCACCUCCAUCUCGUCGAACGCUUACUUCGGUCGACCCGAAGACGAAGAUCCAGCGGAUGACUACGGCGAUCUCGAAUCCGCUGCCAAGGAUUUUAUUCGAAAAUUCGGCAUCACUGCCGGCGAUGACCUCGACAACCUCACAAGCGCAUUGGGUGAAGGUGCUACCAGACUGCAAGGUGCCAUCCGAAACUACCUCAAUGGUUAAACCAGGUAGAAAUGGUUAUAUAGAGCACCCCACUGGUGGGAUGGGAGGAAAGUUGUCAAUGACUUAUCCCCCCCAAUUUGACAGUCCUACGGUUGUUGGGACAAGCUGGCUGAGCUGUAUAAGCCUGAUACUAGGCAAUUGAACACAAUACACAUGAGACAAGAUGCGACGAACGGUAUAGGGGUUACCAUGAUAAACAACGACGGCUGUGUUUGGCCUACGAUUCGGGACGUCUAGAAUAAUUGGCGUGGUACGCGUAGUACCUAAUAAAAACGAUUAUACAUAUAUUUACCUACCUAGAUGAUGACAUCGGAAGUAGGAUAUGUUUCUCCAAGAUUCGAUUUGUAGAUGUGUA
Hypoxylon fragiforme is the source of this 1965-nucleotide messenger RNA. Its product is annotated as ArfGap-domain-containing protein. Gene Ontology annotation, biological process: COPI coating of Golgi vesicle. NCBI's taxonomy places the organism in Eukaryota, Fungi, Ascomycota, Sordariomycetes, Xylariales, Hypoxylaceae. The coding region runs from base 147 to 1610 and encodes 487 amino acids. The record is from RefSeq and is a predicted model, not a curated record. Gene Ontology annotation, molecular function: GTPase activator activity. The transcript has 4 exons.